UAAGAGGCGAGUCGGCCAGGGGGCGACUUGACCUGCAAUCCUUGAUCGAGCCGUCUUGGAUCGACGAUUAAAUUUGAAACAGGGCGAACUGUUCGCGGGUUCUGUCCCCAUUUUAGCCUGGGCCUAAGUUGUAUUUAAGUCGUCCUUCAUAUUGUUUCUUCAGCAAGUAGGCCUGUUUCUUCAGCAGAUAUCGUCAUGGCUUAUUCUGCGCGACUGUCACUGUCGUUACAAAUGCAGUUUGCCUUUGCAACGAGGCUUCAAGCCAGAAUGCUUCAAACUACAACCAAUGCAUGCCAACGGGCAAAGGUUGCUAUUAGUCGGUUUGAUGAAGACAAAUUUAUCAACUAUGAUGUAAUGGACAGCAAAUUGAAGAUUGUGAAAGACCGUCUCAGGCGUCCUUUGACACUGUCUGAGAAGAUUGUUUACAGUCAUCUUGAAGAUCCAGAAACACAGGACAUCGAGCGUGGUGAAAGUUACCUGAAAUUAAGACCAGACCGUGUUGCCAUGCAAGAUGCUACAGCACAGAUGGCUAUGCUACAGUUCAUGUCUAGUGGUUUGCCUCAGACUGCAGUGCCGUCUACCAUUCACUGUGAUCACUUGAUUGAAGCUCAGUUGGGAGGUGAUAAAGAUCUUGCAAGGGCAAAGGAUCUCAACAAGGAAGUGUACAACUUUCUGUCUACUGCUGGCUCCAAGUAUGGGGUUGGGUUUUGGAAACCUGGCAGUGGAAUCAUUCAUCAGAUUAUCUUGGAGAAUUACGCCUUUCCUGGUGUGUUACUGAUUGGCACUGAUAGUCACACUCCCAAUGGAGGUGGGUUAGGUGGUGUUUGUAUCGGUGUAGGAGGUGCAGAUGCUGUAGAUGUCAUGGCAAAUAUUCCUUGGGAAUUGAAGUGCCCAAAAGUAAGUCGUAGAAACUUUUCCCUUUAAUAUAGUUUCUACUAG
This is a messenger RNA of Patiria miniata (bat star), 939 nucleotides long. RefSeq names its product aconitate hydratase, mitochondrial-like. Gene Ontology annotation, biological process: tricarboxylic acid cycle. The coding region runs from base 196 to 924 and encodes 242 amino acids. Lineage: Eukaryota; Metazoa; Echinodermata; Asteroidea; Valvatida; Asterinidae. Gene Ontology annotation, cellular component: cytosol; mitochondrion. The transcript is spliced from 7 exons. Gene Ontology annotation, molecular function: aconitate hydratase activity; 4 iron, 4 sulfur cluster binding. The record is from RefSeq and is a predicted model, not a curated record.